Messenger RNA from Suillus plorans, 1545 nucleotides. RefSeq lists its product as uncharacterized. Bases 1 to 1545 code for a protein of 514 amino acids. Lineage: Eukaryota; Fungi; Basidiomycota; Agaricomycetes; Boletales; Suillaceae. The transcript is spliced from 6 exons. The record is from RefSeq and is a predicted model, not a curated record.
AUGAUUCCUCAACUUCUCAAGGAUGUGCUCUCAAUCAUGAUUGCACACACAUUGGCGGACUGGCGACUGGAUGUCAAUGCCAUUUUCCAGGAUAUCUGGGCAUUGCGCCUCUCUGCAGAUUCAAAAAAAUUCGAUGACUAUGACAUUGCUCAUAUGCCAGACUACUUCAAUGACUGGUGGAAGGAAUCACUUGGUUGUUGCAGGGUUUCAGACAUGUUACCCAAGUCAUGCGUCCAAGAUGUUAUGGAUUUGGUCAGAUGGCACUUUUCGCAGCUGCCUGAUCAUGUGAGGACCGGCCUUCUGCCAUAUAUUGUGCAGGGUCCAGAUGAGCUGCCGGAUACACCUGGUUCAACAUCUUGUGUGCAGUGGCACCGGACACCAAUUGGGAGAGAGUUGGUGGAUAUGUUGCAGAUAAGAAUGAUGAAUCUUAGACGUUCAAGUGAUCAGUUGGCUGGAUUGGUUGGGCCAAUUGAUGAAAUCACAAAGGCUGUGUCAUCCUCACAGGCACUCAUUGACCAGUUGAAUAUAGAUGACAGUCAAGCCAUGGUUACCAUUCCACUUGACUGGGCCUUGUACCAGACCUACCUUGCCGGUGAAUUGGUGCAUGAGAUUUUCACGUCUACAAUUCUUCACCGACCGGUAAAGGAUAUGGACCUUGGACUCUUGGAUAUCGACACUUGUAUAGCUUUGGAGCAGCUCGCCAAUGUGAUGGCCACUGCUUACUCUAACCCCGUUCAUCUUAAAAUAGACAUGGUCAGAUAUAAUGACGCCCUGGACAAAGAUGAAUCUGGUCGAAGUGAGAAACGAGAGGAGAUUCUUUUCAACAAAUUUCCUCCUGAAAAGGAUCGUUUCUUGACAACCCCAUCUGUUGUCAUUGAUUCCGGCGGUAGAAUCAUUGUCUGGUAUUUACCUGGAGCACUGACAGCUAUGAUAAUGAACGAUAUUCAUGGUGCUACACAUUCCAUGAGUGGUUUAAUGAAGCACAGCAUAACGACAGGCAAGAUUUCUCAGUGGAGGACCCACCGGUCUAACUUCCAUCCAAGUCCGGAUGGUAUUAUCACUCCCGGUUGCAUCAAUAUAUCCCCUGCAUGGUUUCAGCAAGAAAGAGAGAAACAUGGCUUCCCUAAUCUCGACCCAGAAGAUGGUUUCUCACCAGAGGUAUCAGCAGCACUGAAAGGUGACGCUGGUCGCAAUAUUAUGGCAUCCCUUCAAAGGUCCAGUAUCAUUGUCUCUGCUGCACUUCGAGUCAUACACCCUGAUCUUUAUUGGGCCGGAAUGGAAACUCAAGUCAGGCUUGGUAAAUGGGCUGCCCAAUAUCAAUUGGACGACAUGCACCAUCAUCUUCAAUGCUGGACAUCCAUUUUUAACGUGGUAUCAAUCAUAUGCAAUCGCCGGACACCCCCUCAUAGAGAUCCCAAAUGUCGACCGGCAGCAUUUGAUAUCAUGACGACUGCUGGUGUUUAUCAGCCGGUCAUCAUGGAUUUUAUGAACCUUGGUAUCAAAUUUCUAUAUGACUCUGGCUUAAUACUGGCUUCAUCAUGUUGA